Molecule: messenger RNA, 10659 nt
Organism: Paramuricea clavata
Lineage: Eukaryota; Metazoa; Cnidaria; Anthozoa; Malacalcyonacea; Plexauridae
Source: the annotation of a GenBank genome assembly
GUUACUUUUUGCCAGUUAGGAUUACCAAUGUAUACACAAUAGAUGCUCCAAAACGUUAUUUAUUAUAGUUAUACAAACUUUGAUUGGUUAUAUAGAUUAUUAUUAUAUCUUGAUCUGACUUCGUCGUUAAUAUUACCUCUUCAACAGCGUAAACUUAACUCUCUGACAAGUGUUCUCUAACACAGUCUGUAUCAUGCACAAUAAUAUAUUAAUUAUAAGUAAUAGCAUGGCAUUCAGGUCGAUUAGUGAUUAAAUGUACCCGAGAGCUCUCGAGGCUUGAGGGACAUUUCAUCACUAAUCGACCGUAAUGCCAUGCUAUUACUUUGUAAUAUCAUAGUUGCCGAAGGAAUCGCGCGUGGUGUGUUGCCUGUUUUGAAUGCUGUUUGAUUGUCUUAUGAUUGUGGUACGAACACUUUUCAUAUAUACGCACGCGCAGAAACACAUCUCCAUGUUCAUUCGUUUUAGGCAUGCGCAAAAACGGAAUUUUCCCCCACAAUUGUAAUGUUCAAGAUUAGGGAAUAAAAGCUGGCAAAGUGAUUGUUCGAAUGUGUACGGGACGGUGUCGUCAGAUACUGUCCAUAGUUGUGCCGAUGAUUUUCGAUGAGGUACAGCUCUCCAAUCAGAGGUAAUGAGGUACGCUUUUGUCUUCUAAAUUUCCCUCAUCAAGCAUGCAGGGGAAAAUUAGAAGACAAAGAAAUCCUUAAUUGUUUUCAACUAAAUUUCCCGGGUAAAUUUAGUUGAAAACAAAGGAUUUCUUUGUCUUCUAAUUUUCCCUUGCAUGCUUGAUGAGGGAAAUUUAGAAGACAAAAGCGUAUGCAUGGUAAUGAGGUAAAUCAGUGAUUAAUCGUACCUCGCAAGACAAAGGAUUUCGAGGCAACUAUAAUAUUACUGUAGUAAACGUCCUUUUUGCCCAACUUUUACCCUGAUUAUUACGUCAAUGAAUUUGGCUCAUAAACUAAACUAAACUUAAUUAAAGCAAUACAUUGACACAUUCUAACACAUUCCCCCUCCAAAAUUAGUGUCGUCCUAUGACACUCGUCGUCUAAAUUAUGUACAAAACAUAAACUUCUUAGGCCUAAUACGUUAGUUUAUAGGAUCUUAUGAUUAUGCUUAUCCAGUAUAACCUUGAAUGUUGCUGCAGCUUCUGUUAACUGGCAUAAAUCCUUAACCUUAUAUACGUGAUAGCUUAUAAAGAUACGCUAAAUAUCUUAAUUUUUAUAUUGGAGUUAUGGAGCGUUUUUUUCCCAAUGUAGUGAUAGAAAAUAAUUAAAUUGUUAUGUAACUGUUCAGCAUAUAGGCUACGGCAUCACUUGUAUUGGAUGUCCAUGGAACGGAGGGAUUUGGUUGGGGAUAGAAUAUAUUGGGUCGAAUGAACGAGGUCCAAGGAAAAGGUGGUGGUAGUGGGGAAUAAGGAAAAGGAUUUUCGGAUGCAAGAAGGGCAAAUGGAGGAUUUAGAAAGUUUGAUUGGUUGGUUUACUGAAGGGGGUGCCAUACAUUGGGUGGAACUGUAGCUGAAAUAGGGAAUACUCCAAACGGAUUAUGUCUCACCAGGAUUGUAGUAGGUUAGCCGAUCAGGUGCAGUGGGUACCGUACUCGCUGUGGUCUCAAAUUUUCAACUACAGAUAGAUAGAUAGAUAGAUAGUUUAAUAAAACAUUUACAUUGCAGCCAAAGGCUGAAUUACGUAAAGUUUACAAAAUACGAAUUAUUAUUUAAUUACUAUUAUAAUUAUUAAGUUAAAAUUAUGCAAAUAUUUAAAAUUUUACUAGGAUGAUAAUAAAAAAGAUACCACUAACGUUAUGAAGACAUCUUCGAUGCCAUCGCAAAUAUAAAAGAGUUUUUAGUACGAUUAGUAUUAAAAUGAGGAAUGUCAAAUUGAUGACCAUUUCUGAGAUCGUGGUGCCAGUUAUGUUUCUGUGGGAGGAGGUCAUAAAGUUUGUGGUUUGAAUCGUUUGUAACAUUAUCAAACAAAUUUCUGCAUAAGAAAUUAUGGUGUUCUUCUAUUGGUUUGAUGUUCAAAAUUUCUCCUGUUGCAGAGUAGUCCAUUCCUGGAUUUAUUGUUGAAAUAGCCCUUUUUUCCAGUCGAAUAAAUUCGUUCUUUAAGUAUUGUGGAAGGGAGUGAUAAAAAGCUGGUACUGCGUAAUCCAUGACAGAUCUAACACAAGACGUAUAGAAUAACACAAGAUCUUUAACUGGUAACCUAGCUCUUUUUAAUUGAACCAGGUAAUAUAGUCUUUUACUGGCUUUUUUGACGACCUCUUUUAUAUGGGCAUGCCAAGUUAGAUUGUUACUUAUUGUUACUCCCAAUAAUUUAGCACUUUCGACUAUUUCGACUUCUUUACCAUUGAGUAUGACUUGAUCUAGAACAACUGGGUCCUUACUAAAAGAAAUUCUCAAUUCUUUACAUUUGUCUGGAUGUAGCUUUAAUCUAUUUUCUUCUGACCAUUGCUUAAUAUGAUCUGCUAUGUUUUGGGCUGUACUAACAUUGCCUUUGGGAAGAAUUUCCGAUGCUGUGGUAUCAUCCACGAACUUCCACAUGUAUGGGGAAUUAAUAUUCAGGUCUUGGAUCAUUAAAAUAAAUAACCAUGGACCUAGCUUUGUACCUUGCGGUACACCAGACGGAACAAGGCCCCACUCAGAAAAACAGCUAUCGGCCAAUUUUACUCUCUGCGUUCUAUGAGAAAGAAAAUCUAUUAUCCAGUUAAUUAUACUUCUAGGUAUGUUCAAAUUACCCAGUUUCUUUACAAGAAUUGUAUGGUCGAUAAAAUCGAAUGCCUUGCGAUAAUCAAACAAUAUUGUCCUUAUUGUUGCCCCAUUCCCGUCAGUGUUUAUAAACCAGUGAUGCAGCAUACUAAUUAACGCCAUAGUGGUUGACGAUUUUGAAAUCGCUCCAUAUUGACUAGCAUCGAUUAUGUCUAGAAUUGCCGGUUUAACAUAAUCCUCAACAAUGAAUUCCUCUGCCACCUUAGAGAUGCAGGGGUCAGGGAAAUAGGCCUGAGAUCUUUUUCCAAUAUAGUCACUGGUUUUUUUUUUGGUAACGGCGAAACAUUAGCUUUCUUCCAGAUGGUAGGCAGCUGCUGUUCGUAAUAGGAAGCAUUGAUAAUUUUCAUGACAGGAAGGGCCAAAAGAUAAGAAUAUUCUUUAAAAAUCCAGUUUGGUAGAUUGUCUGGUCCGGGCGCCUUGUGAGGAUUUAAUUUCGCUAGAACUUUUUGAACACGUUCUUCAGUAACUUCCAAAAAUUUUGGUGGGUCUUCUAACGGAAGAUGUUCGAAGGGUUCUGAUAUUCUGUAUUCGGCCAAGGGUGCAAGAAAGGCAGUAUUAAUGGUAUUAGCUUGUUCAUGUGGAGGGAGGUUCGUAAAUCCUUCGACAUUAAUUUGAUGGGAUAAAUUUGUGCCUGCCGACUUUAUUCCACUUAACCGCUUAACCUCAUCCCACCACUUCCUUGGGACUUCUCCUUUAAGUUGUUUAAUGUUGGAUUCGUAGUAUUUUGCCCUGCAGACUUUUCUUUCUCUGUUGACACAGUUUCGGUAAUAUUUAAAUUGUACACCGUGCGCAUUGAAAGCUUUUUACCUCUUAAAAAUUAGGGAUUUAAGCUUCUGGUUCAUCCAUGGAGAGUCAGCUGGGUGAAUACGAAUUUGUUUUUCUGGCAUUAUGGUGUCUAGUCCAGAAUGAACUACUUCUUGGAAGACUGUCCACAUAUUUUCGCAAGUAUCCAAAGGACUGAGCAUUAAGGUCCAAUCAAUUGAACUUAAGUAUCUUCCCAUUUCUAAUUUACGACUUUUCCGCUGGUCAUGUAUUGUUAUCGAUUUUUUAGUAUUAUUCUUCUGCACUGCAAUUUUCCCUGUAGCUACUAUUGUAUUAUGAUCGGACAGCCCAAAUCCUGGAUAACCUUGAGGUGGGUUAUAAAACUUGUGCAUAUUAGUUAAAAUGAGAUCUAGCGUAGCAUCGUUUCGAGUAGGUAUCUUUACAAUUUGCUUGAGACGAAAGUGAUUUAGCAACCGGGUAACGUUAAGACGAUUAAAAUCGCCAGUUAUAAUGAUUCCGCAGUUUGGAUAUUUUGAUUCUACCAAAGUGAGUGUUUGGAAAAGAUGAUCCAAAAAUAAUUUUCCAUCUGCCCCAGGUGGGUGAUAUAUUACCGCUAUAAUUAUGCAUGUAAAUCCACGAGGGAGACAGGUUGGUCUCAAGUAAAUCCAUAAACAUUCAUGGUCAUCACAGCAAUUCAGGUCGUCCAGACGUUUAUAUUUAUAUUGUGAUUCUCUAAUGUAGGCACACACCCCUCCAUAAUUCUGCGAUGAUCUAUCCCUGCGCAAUAAGGUGAAAUUUGGAAUAUCAAUGACACUGUCUGACACGGAUUCUUUCAACCAGGUUUCUGUUAUGAGGGCGAGAUUAAUUUCAUUACGAAUAAUAAAUUCAUUAAUUUCAUCGAUUUUUGGUACCAGGGACAUGACAUUUGUUAACAUUAACUUCGGUACUUUAGGAAUUCUUUGAAUGGAACUGUUUAAUAAUAAUACCGGUACCAAUUCGCUUGGUCUUUCAUGUUCGAUGUUAUACGAAAACCCUGCGCUCCAAUUUUAUCACAUUUUUUAGCUUUGACGAUACCGGGUUUUGUUGAUUUAUUCUGCUUCCCGAUUUCGUUCUUCCUUGGCCAAUAUCUAUUGCGUUGACUAUUAAGAUAAUUUCUAUUUGCAUUUAAUUUUCGGGAGUUUGAUUGAUGUUUUCUAUCAGUUAUACGAGUUGGAAUAUGCUGAUAGUUACACGACCCUAGCGGUGGACAUGAAUUCUGCUCUAUUUGGCUCCGAUCAUCAUAGAACUGAUGUACUUCUUUUGUAUUCCCGUUGUUAUUAUUAACAACGGAAAUUUCAUGGGAGGAUGAGCAACUAUUUAAAUUUGGUUGCUGGUUGGAAUUACUUUGUAUACGUCUGGGUGCUUCUUUUGUUCUAUUUGAAUUUUUAUGUUGUUGGGCACUUUUGUUGUCGCCUAAAGAUUUUCCUACAGUAUUCGGAUUUGCUUUGUAAUUUUCCAUCUCCGAAUUUAAUGCUUGAAUUUGAUCAAUGAGUUUUUCAUUUUCGAUUAAAUAGGCAUCUGAAUCCAACUUGCAGUUUACAUGCUGCGUUAUCUCUUUUUGAUUCUUUUGUAUAUCGGCAAUUUCUGUACAUAUUCGAUUGAACUUUGAUUCCAUUAUAACUAGGUCUAAUUCCAUUAUGACUGGGUCAGGGCUACACACUCGAGUUUGAUUAGUGCUAUCUUUUGCUGGAUACAAAUCCGUUUGUACAGCGACACUACACUUCGCGCUUUUGGAACCGAAACCUUGAGAUUUAAUAUAAUUUGUAACCAUGGCCAUGUCUUCAGAAAGAUUAUUCAUAACUGCAGACAACUGAUGGACUUUCGUCUUAACGUCGCAAAAUUCAUUAAGUAAUCGGUCAACAAUUCUAUUCUCAUUCGGUUCAGAUUCGUGAAUUUGGGUUUUGUUCCGGCAUAAGUUAAUCACUAAGUCCUUCAGCUUAUCACCAAGUUCACAUUGAAACAAGAGAGAUUUCUUGUUCGCAUACCAAGUAAUAGUUAGUCUGUCAUUACGGAAUGACUUUGCACUCCCACCCGGCGAACUCCAUUUACCGUCGUUGCCAAACAAAUUAGAUACGAAAUUCUUCAGGUUCUCGAAGUCUCCAGCCCAUCUUAUUCGAUUAAUAUUUUUAUUAUAUUCAAUAUAUUCUAUAUACUUUGACACGACAUUAAAGAAAUUAACUUCAAGCUGACCAGAUAGAUUAACAGCUGACUUAUCUAUAGUCCGACCGGCAUCCAUGUUGUCAACAGGUAUGGUAGGGAUCUCAUCAACAGGGUUUAGCUUAUUCUGCUCACCGCUGAGGUCUAAUGUUUCUUCGGUCUCGGUGAGGGGUUGCAAUUCAAGGGUUUCUAAAUUGUCGUCUACAGCCAGGUUAUCACUGUUAUUAGGAACUGCCUCGUCUGUUGGUGGCGGGUUUCGGGAUUGGGCAGAACGCGUUUCUCGACGUAGGGAGACCGUUACCACAUCAGAGAAUUCUUCGUCGCUGGAGGUUUCCUCAUCCUGCGCUGUAACGUUUCAGGGUGGUGAGGGUAAUAUUUCGCCGAAUCCCCCGAGCAGAGGGUCUAUAAAUGAUAUAUUAUACCGAAAAUUAAAAGCCUCCAAGUUGAGAAUUAAACUGAACUUGACACAUAACCUUCGUGAAUACGAUGUUUUAUUUUCGGAUUAACGCAAGUAUCGUCACCUUUCUUUCGAGUCACAUAUCGUUUGGAAUAUUAAUGAAAACAUGUUUCAAAAUUUGCUUCAAAAUUUUGAAAAAGCCCCAGCAAGGGAUCGCAUAUGUAUUUCAAGAACUAAAAUGUCAGUUUCGUCGCGAUCUAGUAGCGUUUCGGAGUAUUUGUCUGAAACAGAUUCUCCUGCAUCUCAUCUGUUUAUAUAACAGCAAAUUCAAGCGAACCUGACAAUGAAUUUUUGCCAUUUGAUGAUACUAUUGCUGACUAUUGCUAGAGCCGCUUGCCUCGCCCGCUGAAGAUGUAUAGCCGAGUACGAGGUCGACGAAGCUGUAGCAGAAGACGAACAGCUCGAAAAUAUGUCACAAAAUCGUUUUGAAGGCCAUGCAUGUUGAUGUAUCGUUUUUAUUUGCCGGAGUAAUAAAUUAAAACGUAUCUCUGAACUUCUAUUUUGCAUUUUUUAUAAGGUGUGAAUGUGGUCAUUGCUGUCAACCUGAAGUAUGCCUACUAUGCCGAUGUUGUUAUUAAACAAGCAUUAACAUAUUGUGCGCGCACAUUUAUUUAAUAUUAUAUAUUUUAUAGGUUCUUACGCGCAGUUUUCUACAGACAGCUCGCGGUUUGGUAUGAGAUUUUACGGGCAGUUCAAGGCAUCUCACAUUACUGUGUUGUUGUUACAAUAAAAUAUGAUCAACAUUCCCGAACACUGAUCAGCGAGCUUACACGGAGUUUGACAAAAACAGCUCGAUGGUUCAUCCUCGUUCGUAUCAGUCUUGUUUGCAGUUUAGCCCAACUCGUUUAAAAUUUAAACCUAUUUUCAAUAAUAUGAGAACAAUACUUGUCGCGUGAAUUUAUAAUUGAUCUGGACCGCGUGAAUUUAUAAUUGAUCUGGACUUAUCAGAUUAUGUAAAUAUGUAUGUAGCUAAAAUAUAUUCAUAUCUGACUAAACCUUACGCCUAUCUCUUGUUGUUAGUUGCGCAGGCGCUUUCCUCCAAAUAGUAGGCACAAAAUCUGGUUUGAUUCGUCUUUGCAAACCAUCCAAAUGAAAUAAACGCUCAAAACAAUCCGUUGAAAAAUGGUCCAAACAAAUCAAGAAUCCAAUUUCCCGCGAGCUUGGCGUGCUUAGUUUGCACAAAUCUAACCGAUAUUCUUCUCAAAGAUUCGUCAUUUGGACUCUUAUGCGAUGAUCUACCCGCGUUUUUGUCAGAAGUAUUGCUGCAAUUAUUAUUAUUAUUAUUAUUAUUAUUAAUUAAUUCUCCAAACAUUUGGUUUUUCAGAUUAAUAUACAUGUAAAUUAUAUCUAAAUUAUUCUAUUACAUAUAUUUACAGUUUAAAAUCAUUAAAAUUAGAUAAGUUCAAUUAAGAUUUUGAAAGAAAAAGUUCAAGCAGAUAGUUAUAAAAAUUACUUUUUAUAGUCUUUACAAUUGUCAUGUACAGAGUUCCACAGGGAUACUGCUCGGUAUUCAAAUGUUCGUUGUCCGGCCGCCGAUCUAUAAGCUGGAAUGUUUAGUUUUUGUUUAUUUCUGGUGUUUCUAUCGUGUAAAGAUAAUUUCUCCUGAAAAUAUGAAUUGAGAUAGUCAGGGGCUAGUCCAUUCAAACAUUCGAACGUUUGAACGCCAACAAAGUAUUUUAACAUGUCUGGGACAGGCCUAAUUCAGUUGUUUGAGUAUUGGUGUAAUAUGUGUAGAAUAAUUUGUAAUACUAUAUUAUUGAUAACGACGUAGGAUAACAAACAAUGGGUGAUUUAGUUGAUUGACGUAAGAAAUGUAUCGUAUGUCAUGAAUAUAGACUUUGAAUUGAUUGUCAGACUGAAAGCACGAGAGAAAACCAGAAGGAUUGUUUGUUAUAUAUUUUAUCGUUUGAAUAGUUUAAAUAAAUAUGUUUGAAAGUACGCGUGUGUGUUCUAUUUCCGAUGGUAUUGUUCUGAUAGUAUACAGUCCCCACGAAGCGCAACUGUCUUGCGGUGUAAGACAGAAAAGUGCAAUACUUGGUCCAUGCGAACCGGAUAGAUUUCGAAAGAAAGAAUCGAGAUAGAUAGAUACGACGAUGCCGCUGGCCGAGUUGACAAAGAAAAGAAGAACACGCGCAGCGCACAAAGGUUCAGCAACGAAGAUAGGAACGAAGAUUAAAGAAUGUUUAGCGAAUGCGAGUGAAACGCCUCAAACGGACAAGAUUAGAAUGUGAUGAAACAGCUGAGAGAUACGCUGAGCGAGAAACUUGAAGCCUUGAAACUUUUAGAUAACGAGAUUGUCGAGGUACUAAGUAAUAGUGAAGCCGAAGACGCAGAACAACAGCUGGAAAAGGAAAUUCAGGAGACAGAUGAUAUUUGAAUUACAGAAAAUAAUUCUCGACGUGAAUGACGCAUUGUUCGAAGCCUUGCCGUCACUACCACAAGGUCAAAGUACACCAUCGAAUCUGAGUAUGAACGCUACACCAAAACAGGUUGUUCGCGCAAAGCUCCCAAAGUUACAGGUCAAAAGAUUUAAUGGGAAAAUUCAAGAGUGGCAAGAAUUUUGGGACUCCUUUGAUAGUUCUGUAAAUCAGAAUGACGCUCUAUCAGAGGUAGAUAAAUUCGCGUAUUUGAAAGGUCUACUGGUUGGUCCCGCGCAGACAACUAUCGCAGGGUUCACGUUAACAGCAACAAACUAUAAAGAAGCAUUAGAACUCCUGAAGACACGAUAUGGGAAGAAAACGGCGAUACAGAGAGCUCAUAUUCAAGCGUUAAUGAACAUAAAGCCAGUAUACAACGAGCGAGAUGUGCGUCGACUACGGGAAUUGUACCAUGCCUGUGAGACAACCUGCCGAGGUCUGAAAACCCUGGGAGUGGACGAAAGUUCGUAUGCUACGAUUGUUGUUCCGGAAAUACUCGACAAGCUGCCGGAAUCCCUUCGUUUGACGAUAACUCGUGGGGCAAGUGGAUCAGACUUUCUAAGUUGGACGAUGAAGGAUAUUUUAAAAGCACUGCUAGAUGAAAUUGAAUUACGCGAAGCACACGAAUCAUCUUCGACGAACACGUCAAAACAAGAACGAAGGAAACCACAGUUUCUAGAUGGAUCGGCGGCUGCUCUUGUGAAUCAUACCACCAGGGAAGGGAAGCCAAGAUGCGUACAUUGUUUACAAGAACAUUUAUCACAAGAUUGUAAGAAAAUUCAGGAUGCUGGUAAGCGUAAACAGAUACUUCGUAAGUACGGACGGUGAUUUAUAUGUUUAAAAAGAGGACAUAUUAGUAGUAAUUGUUUAAAUACGAGUAAAUGUAGUGCAUGCAGUAAACGACAUCAUAGUUCUAUUUGUGAGAGCCAUGCUCUAUAACCGCUGACGGGUCUAUAACCGCUAAUGGGUCUAUAACCGCUGACGUCGUGCCAGUAAAGAGGAAGGAAUGGGUGGAAAUUAGAAUGUUCGGACAGGAGAAAGUUGAAGGGAAGUUGAGAGAAGUGUUUGAAUUGAGUGUAGCCCCAGUACAGGGGGGAGAGAGUGUUAGCAUUGAAGUUUAUGGAGUAGACAGCAUUUCACAGAUUAGGAAUGAGCAUGUAGAGACAAGGAAGAAAGAUUACCCACAUUUGCAAGGGUUAUGGUUUUCCGAUGUUUGUAAGACCAAGAAUGUGUUAGAAAUAGAGUUACUAAUUGGCGCAGAUUAUUUGUGGUUAUUUCAAGAAGGGCGUACGGUUAGGGGCAAGAGUGAUGAACCUGUUGCGGUACAAACCAAAUUAGGAUGGGUGUUGUCAGGUCCACUGAAGAGUAGCUCUGAAGAUGAUGAUGGUCCUACAUCGUGUGCACAGGUAAGUAUAAACCUUAUUGGGCAUGUAACUUCAUCAAAGAAUAGGUCCCUUGAAGCAUGUGUUGAAAAAUUAUGGGAUUAUGAAACGUUAGGUAUAAAGCAUGAAGAGGAAGCUAGUGAGUUAUUAAAUGAUUCAAUACAUUUCAAUGGCCAAAGAUAUAGUGUAAGUUUACCUUGGAAGGAAGGGCAUAGUUUAUUGCCAACUAAUUAUAGCUGUAGUGUGCAGAGAUUAAAGGGACAGCUUUUAAGAUUAAAGAAGGAGCCAGAAGUUUUACAAGAGUAUGAUAGAGUAAUUAAAGAACAGUUAGAGCUAGGUAUUAUAGAACCAGUUGUAGAGUUAGAGAGAGCUGAUAAGAUCCAUUAUCUACCACAUCAUGCUGUGGUUCGUAAAGAUGCAAAGACCACUAAGGUCAGGGUUGUGUAUGAUGCAUCGAGUAUAGAGACUAAGAAAGGUGUAUCUUUAAAUGACUGCUUGCAUGUUGGGCCACCUCUAUCCCCGUUGUUGUAUCACAUUAUAUUGCGUUUUAGAGAAAAGCGAAUCGCGCUUGUAGCAGAUAUAGAGAAGGCUUUUUUAAAUAUUGAAAUUGAUCCGUGUGACAGAGAUUGUUUGAGGUUUCUUUGGGUGGGCAACAUACAUGAAGAUGAGGUGAAGCCAGUAUAG